AUGGGGAAUGAGGCGAGCAUGGAGGGGGAGGCACAGGCGGGACAAGCCGGGCCCGCCGUGCCUUCAACGGGGGCUCCGGCUUCCAUUUCAGCACCAGCGGACUCUGGACAGCUCACCAAGCCCAGUAACGGAGCGCCAGCUGGAGGAAGUGGGGCUGCACCCGGCCCAGGGAUUAACAGAGCUCCACCGUCAGAUCCUGGGCCAAAAGCUGCCCUUCAAAGUGACCACCAGGGGACCGGGGACAGACUGGCCUCACAUGGGACUGACCAGAAACUGGCCUCACAUGGGACUGACCAGAAGUCCCGGAUGACUCUACAGGUGGACUCAGCCAGCAGCAGGACAGGGAGGUCCCCCUCAGUGUCCCCUGACCGCAGCGCCCCCUCCUCCCCCUACUCUGUGCCUCAAAUCGCUCCCAUGCCCAGCAGCAAACUGUGCCCAGUCUGCAAGACCACAGACCUGAUGGGCAACAAGCCCAGCGCCAACACCUGCACGCAGUGUCGCUCUCUGGUGUGUAACCAGUGCGGCUUCAACCCCAACCCCCACCUGACUGAGGUGCAGGAGUGGUUGUGUCUAAACUGUCAGAUGCAGCGAGCCAUGGGGAUGGACAUGAACACACCGCGCUCCAAGAGUCAGCAGUCGCUCCACUCCCCCUCAGCAGCCAAAAUGGACGUCCCACCACAGCCUGCCCCCCAAACACGACCACCCUCCCAAACACAGACACAGACACAGCCCGGCCCCAAACCCCAACUACAGCAACAGCCGCAAACAAGGUCCCCUGCUGCCAUGGCAAAGGCCCCCUCUCAACCAGACCUAUCUCGCAACUCUCCGGUCCACCAACCACACCCCCCUCGACAGGACCAGACACGGAGUGCGGGGAGCUCGCCAUCACGGCAACCCCCUCCUCCAGAGCAGACUUUUGGGAAAUUGUUUGGUUUUGGUGCAUCUCUGUUAAACCAAGCCAGCAAUCUCAUAUCAGAAACCAUUGAAACAAUUGAACCCCAACAGCAGCAAUCCCCCAAACCUGCCCCCAAACCCAGCCCCAGUUCUGGGUCCUUGGCUGGGAAAGCACCAGGGCCUCAACAAGCAGCAGCAGCAGCAGCAGCACAGCAGCAGCAGCAGCAGCAGCAGCAGCAGCAGCCCCCUCCUCCUGAGCCUAAAGCCAAAGUGUGCUGUCCUCUGUGUAAGACCACACUGAAUGUGGGCACCACCACAGAGGCACCCAACUACAACACCUGCACCCAAUGCCACGCCCAAGUGUGCAACAUGUGCGGCUUCAACCCCACACCCCAUAUAGUUGAGAACAAAGAAUGGCUAUGCUUAAACUGCCAGACGCAAAGGGCCCUUUCAGGAAGUUUGGGAGACCUUCCUGCACCUGUUCCACAGCCAAUGGGGUCGCCACGACAUCCUGCUCCAGCCAGUCAACAUCCACCUGCACAGCAAAUCCCCAAUCAGGCCUCAGGGCUUAGGCCCACAGCUCCUCACCAACAGAAAUCUCCGGGUCACCAAGUAAGUGCCCCACAGACCAAGGGGUCCAGUCAACCCUCCCCUCAGAGUAAAGCUUCUCCUCAACCCAAAUCUUCUUCCCUGCCCCCUGCCCAGAGUAAGGGCACAACACAGCCUCCUACUCAGACCAAGGGCACUAUACAGGCUCCUACCCAGACCAAGGGUACUGCACAGUCUCCUCAGAGUAAGGCUCCAAGCCAAGUUAAAGCUCAGCCCAUUUCUCAAGUAAAAGGGACAGGUACCGUUAAAGGCACAGUUAAGGCCUCUGCUCAGCCCUCUGGUGCAAAGGCUUCCCCUGCCUCUGGGAAAGCUGCACCUCAGAAAACUUCUCCAGCUCCCUCCAAAACUACGCCCGUUCAAUCUAAAACCACAGGUAACAAUCAGACCCGGAAACCUCCCCAGGGCCAGGAGAAAACAACUAAAACCAGCUCUAAACCUGCAAAAGAAGAUGUCAAGACUCCACCAAAGAAGACAGAACCUGUCACUUCACCUAAAGACACAAAGAUUGAUGAGGAUACACAGAUGUCCAGACACCAUCAGGACUACACCAAAUCAAGUACACAGAGUCUGAGUGACACCGGGUACUCUUCCGAUGGCAUCUCCGGUUCCCUGGGUGAGAUCACGGGCCAGAUCCAGGAGGAAAGCAUUAAACUCAAUGCGUCAGUGCCCUCAGAUAUCACCAAACUGGAGAGCUCUAUGAAGCCUCUGCUGGAGCCCGAACUGAAGAACAGGCCUCACUCACUAUCUGUGGGAGACUACAGUCCAGAAGAUGAUGCAGCGAGAGAUGAAUCAGAAGAUGACCUAAGCUGCAAACUUCGACACGACUAUGUGGAAGACAGCAGUGAAAGUGGUCUCUCACCACUACCAGUCAGACAGAAGAAGUCACACAAAGACCUAACAGAUGAGGAAUACAUGAGGAGGCAAAUCAUGGAGAUGAGUGCUGAUGAAGAUGAAAUGGAAGAAUAUGAGAUGCAGAAAACCAAAAAAACUCACAAAAGCAGUGCUGAUCAGGGUAAAGAAAGGCGCAGGUUAUCACAUCAGUCAAACAGCUUUGAGGAUGACCCCAAGGCAGCAGAAGCUAGAACAGAGGAAGAUGGUCUAAUGGCUCAAGGUGGACUCAGAAGGUUUAAGACAAUUGAGCUUAAUAAUACAAACAGUUACAACCGUGAUAUCGAGCUUAGCACUGAACAUGACUUAAGAGAGCCAGAGCUUGAAAUGGAAAGUCUGACUGGUUCACCAGAGGAGAGGUCCAAAGGGGACUAUUCAUCCACGCUUCCUGCCACUACACCUAGCUACACCUCUGGAACCUCCCCCACAUCUGUGUCGUCUAUGGAGGAUGACAGUGACAGCAGUCCCAGUCGUAGAGCAAGACUAGAAGAAGCGAAGCAGCAGAGAAAAGCAAGACACCGCUCCCAUGGGCCAUUGCUCCCUACUAUCGAGGACUCAUCUGAAGAAGAUGAGCUUCGAGAGGAGGAAGAACUUCUCAGAGAACAAGAACAAAUGAGAGAUUUAGAACAGCAAAGAAUCAGAAGUACAGCUCGGAAAGCCAAACGAGACAAGGAGGAGCUGAGGGCACAGAGACGCAGGGAAAGGUCUAAAACUCCUCCCAGUAACCUUUCGCCGAUUGAGGAUGCAUCACCAACAGAGGAGUUACGACAAGCUGCUGAAAUGGAAGAACUUCACAGAUCCUCAUGUUCUGAAUACUCCCCUUCAAUGGACUCUGAGGCUGAGGGCUUUGAGGUGAUUGCUGGAAAGUUGUAUAAAUCUGGCAAUGAGUACAAUCUUCCCACUUUAACAACACUCUACUCACCCACAGAAAAGACAGCAGUGUCACCAUCAGAUAAAACGCUCAAAAGUGCAGAAGAGGUCUAUGAGGAAAUGAUGAGGAAAGCACAGCUAAUGCAAAAACAAGGGCAAACGGUUCAGCAGAAAGGCACUGAAAGCAGGUCCACUCUGGAACCUGGUGGUGCUUUAACUCCAGGCUCCAGUCCUACACAGAUCGGAGCUCCAGUCUCAUUCUCUUCAACAGAUCCUAGAAUCCAAGCUGCACAUCUGUCAAAAGAAACUCAAAACAGGAUGAUGACUCAAAGUGCCAAAAUCGAAGGUGUUGUUGGAGUGUCCACAACAAAAGCUCAACCUGCCACCACAAGACAAAGUGGUCCCCAAAGGCCAGCACAAACAACACCAGAACCUGCCUCAUCUUCCAUCACCUCCAAAGUCUUCUCACUAUUCAAAGGCCCCAGUCCUCCUGUAUCUCCCAGUACCUCCCCUGCCCAAAGCCCACAUGCACCAUCAGUUCGGCCUUCCAGUGGCAGACAGUUGCCCUCAGUGCCUGGUGGUCCUCCAGCUACAGCAACACAAUCACCUCAAAGAGCAAUGUCACCAAGGCUUGCCCGUCAGCAGUCCUCUCAGGAGUCUCCAGUAAUGGUCAUAACACUGGCUUCUGAAACACCUAACUCUGCCAGGCCACAGACUGUAAAUUCCUCCACUUCUCCAUUGUCAUCCCCUACACAAGCCAACUAUAAAACUUUGUAUAGCACCCAUGCCCCACCCACAAGCUCUCCCAAACAUUCAGUAAAUGUUGGCAUUAGCACUAUGAAUGCACGUGAAUCAACUUCACUGGAAAAAAUAUCAAAUGUUGCAUGCUCCUCAAGUUCAAAUGUGGUGGAUCUGCGAGCUCCAAUGCGGUCUGCCCCUAUCAUAAUGACAGAUCAGGGAAUGGACUUGACAUCUCUAGCUUCUGACACAAGGCGAUACACUGGAGGAGUGGAGCUGCCUUCUGGUCGACAUACUGCUGUGCAACCUCUCAUAAUGAAUCUUAAUGCACAAGAACAGCCACAUGUCUCAGUAUCUACACCUACAACGGUUAGUGUCACAGUAGCCGGUGUUGUGUUCAUGUCCCCAUCAAAGACACCUGUUAUAUAUGGAGAUCCUUUGCAAAAUCGUGUUGACUUGGGACAAGGUGUUGGCUCAGCUGUGUGUUUGACUCAAAGUAAACCCCCAAUCACUGACCCAUCUAUUCCUAAAAUUGAUGCUUGCCUUGAAAAUCUGGGUCUACAACAACAGCAGUUACAGUUACAACAACAAAAACUUCUUCAACAGCAACAGCUUCUGGAACAGCAGCUUCAGCAACACCAGCAGCAAGCUUCCUUUGCCCGGUACAAUUUAGCAAAUCAAGUACAGCCAGUGAUUAUGAAGAAAGAUCUCGUAGUGAGUCAAACAAGUACCGCUCAACCUGUAGUGACAGCAAGUGCCAUAACUAGACCAACAGUCCCACAUUCAGUGUCUGGAGCUGUGACCACGGCUCCUCAAGACAUCUACGGUGGAGUUGCCUUAGAACUGAAAAACAAGCCAACAGCAAUUAACCUAUCCACUGGAAAACCUCAUGUUAUGAUGGUACAACUUGAUGAUAGCAGUGCAUCACAAAAUACCAUGGUUACUCAACUUGUAAAGCAAGAAGAGCCCCCUCCCCAGGUCUUGGAUCUCACUGGGCAGCUAAAAUCAGAAAACCAAGCAGCUUGUUGUGAUGUUGUUUACAAGUUACCAUUUGCUGGCUCUUGCUCUGGGGCAUUUGGGCAAAACACAGCAGAUACAAAUCCUGCCACUGAAACUAACCAAGCUCCUAAACCAUCACCGCCACAUUUAAGUGCAGGCCAACAACAACAGCAAGUUUCUAAAGGAAUAACAGAAGAACACAAAGCAUAUCAGCCUCCUGUAUUCACUCUGGGAAGAAUUCAACCAUCCAUGUCUGAUACCAACUUACCUUCAAUGACAGAUGGCAGUCAACAUCAGGGCAGGGUGCAGGGAGGGGCAGCGGUUGAUCUUACAGGCCUGACUCAGACAUAUGAUGGAGGAUAUCUCGGUAUGGGAGCACAAUAUGGCUCAUACACCGACUUGCGUCAAGAUUACUCAACCUCCUCUCUACCACUUCGCCGAUAUGGCUCCUUGUCUAAUAUCAGUUCUGACUAUAACUAUAGUGCACAAAACCUAUCUGGAUCCCAGGACUCAAAUCUUGCACAGUAUAGUGCCACCACAGCAAGAGAGAUCAGUCGCAUGUGUGCAGCACUUAAUACAGCAGACCACAUGGGGAGAUACAGACAUAGCACUGAAUUGGUCCCAUAUGGAGCAGGAAGAGGUGGUUCCUUGGGAAGGCUAAAUCUUCAGCAGAGUUUAGCAUCAAUAAGAGCCAGUCUUUUAUAUGGACCAGAUGGAAGACCAACCCCAAGUAGUCAAGCGCUAACAAAUUUGAUUAAUGCUAGACAAGCAAGUCUACGUGCAAUGUACCCAGCAGCUGUAAGAGGGGGCGAUGGCAUGAUAUAUUCCACCAUUAACACCCCUAUAGCCUCUACAUUGCCUAUUACCACUCAGCCAGCCCCUGUCAUCCGUCCCAUGUCUGGAGGAAUAUACAGGCCAUACCCUGCAGGAGUAACAGCAGUACCACUGGCUAGCCUCACAAGGUUACCCCAAGUAACUCCUAGAAUGCCUCAUCCCACACAAGGACAGUAUUAUAAUCAGUAUCCAUCAUCAGCUACUCCAGCAGCUAUUACCAGUUCCAUGCCCCAAGAAACACCAAUGUACCUUGGAAAACCAUCAGCACCAGACACUGCCCAAACAAAUGCAAUAGUUGCACCUACUCCGGCUGCAGCCCAUGGAGGGGUACAUAGAGUUUCAGCACUUGCUCUCCCAGCUCCAGGAGAUCAACAGGCAACUCACCUUCCCUCUCCUGCAGCUCUUCCUAUAGCUCAGAGCCAGCCUGCUUCCAUCCAGCCAGUGCAAACAGAACCACUAUCAUUAACCCAGUCUCUAGUUCCAGUUACAAGUCAACAAUCGGGCCAACCACAAACAGCAGCAACUGGGACUCCCGCAAGUAAACUUUCUCCUCCUGCUGAAAUACCAAAAGGAAAAGAAGAUGAGAAAAUGAGUCAACAGCAAGAACAUAUAUUGCAACUAGAGCGAGAACGCGUUGAACUGGAGAAAUUACGGCAACUGCGAUUACAGGAGGAGCUUGAAAGAGAUCGCAUGGAGCUUCAGAGGCACAGAGAAAAAGAGCAGUUAAUUGUUCAGCGUGAAAUUCAAGAACUUCAAACAAUCAAACAGCAAGUAUUGCAGCAACAGCAAGCAGAGCGUGAAACACAGCUCAUCAUGCAAAGAGAACAGCUGGCACAGCAACGUAUGCAGCUUGAACAGAUCCAGUCUUUGCAGCAGCAGCUCCAGCAGCAGCUGGAGGAGCAAAAGCGGCAGAAGACGGCUGCUGUGGAGGCCGCUGCUGCCGCUGCUGCAGCAGAGGCAGCUGCAGCCUCUGCAGCUGCAGCUGCUGCCGCCACAUCAGCACAGGGAGCCCUGCAGGGAGUAGUUGGAGGAACACCUCAUGGGUUCAUUAUUUGUGACCACACUGGUAGAGUUAUUCAACAAGAAGGCCAGAGCGUUCAGUUUUGGCAAGAUGGACAGGUGGUGCAAGCUGUGGUUGCUGGUCGGCCAAUUCAAAGCUCUGCAUCUGAAAUGUCAUUAAGAAGCAGUGAAAAACAAGUUGACCCGAAGGUUAUGAGAAAACAAAAUUCUAUGCCUCGGCUUAGGGAUGGUACAGAAGAUGACUCUGUGAAGAAGAUUACUGACAGCUGUGUACAAACAGAUGAUGAAGAUGGAGAAGACAGAUUUAUGAAUCGCCGCAGGCGGACAAGGCGCAUAGCAGACUGCAGUGUGCAAACAGAUGAAGAGGACCAGGGAGAGUGGGACCAACAACCAGUAAGGCGAAGGCGAUCACGAGCAUCAAAGCACUCUGAAUCCAGUGGGGAAAGUAAAUCUGUGUCUUCAAGUAUAGCUAUUCAGACCACAAAUGAUUCUUCAUGUCAAACUGAAGCAGACCAGCUUGGCAGGGUUUCUCCUGCAAUCCAUAUUACAAUGGCAGAGACUUCAAAAGUCGACCUGUUACAUUAUAUAGCUGCUCCCGAGAGAACACACAAAGGAGAGAGUCUGGCUUGCCAAACAGAGCCAGAGUCACAGUCCCAGGGUGUAGUAGCACCUCAGCUCAGUGUGCCUACAACCAUCAGUCCCUACUCCACAAGCCUGCACAUAGUUGGAGCAAACUCAGCAGAUGCAGCCUCCCCAAGACUCCAAGGGGUAGCAACAUUUGAGAGAAGAAAACCUGACCCUCUGGACAUCAGCUACCAGCAGCAUGAUUCUCGUCAGCCCCCUAAAUCUCCCCAGGUUCUAUACUCCCCAGUGUCUCCUCUGUCUCCUCAUCGCAUGUUGGAGACCACAUUUGCAUCUCAGGAGAAACUUAACAAGGCCCACGUCACACCUCAGCAGAAAGCCUUCACAGCUGAAUCACCCCAGCGCCAUCAGUCACUCCCAAGACCCAUCAAAAGUGUACAGCGUUCCAUGUCAGAUCCCAAACCUCUCAGCCCCACAUCUGAGGAUCCAGCAAAGAACCGGUUUUCUCCAUACCAUCAACAAGCAUUGUCCAACAGUCAGAUGGCCUCCCUGCAGCAGCAGCAGAAUUCUCUGAUGAGAAAAGUGAAGAGAACACUUCCCAGCCCUCCUCCAGAGGAGACUCCAAUGCCUAUUGUCACUCCAGCACAAAUGUACAGCUCGCCUGGCAUGUCCCAGAGAGUCCUACCACGCUCUGCCCAGGGGGUCACUAAAGCUGGGCUACUACAUGAACUCAAAGCAGUAGAACAAGAGUCAUCAAAGCUACGUAAGCAACAGGCUGAGCUAGAGGAAGAAGAAAAAGAAAUAGAUGCCAAGCUUCGUUGUUUGGAGAUGGGCAUAACUCAGCGCAAAGAAACAAUGGUAAAGGAAAGAGAAAGAAGAGAGUUGGCCUACCUGCGAUGCAUGGGCGAUGCUCGAGACUACAUGUCAGACAGUGAGCUCAAUAACCUAAGGAUGGCAGCUGGAGCUUUUGAUGCUAACGGUCUUUUGAGUAGACCCAGUACUGCACCACUGAGCCAGUUUACCAAUGACCCCAAUGCAACUUCACAGUAUCCCUCAACUUCUUCUUACAUGUCUUACCCCUAUUCUCAAAGUCAGUCAUCAGUUCAACCACCAGUUUCUGCCUAUGGGUUCCAAACUCCUUAUCCAACCUCAGCACCCCAACCUGGAACAUUUCAGCCCCAUCCCCCCACAGGACCACUGUACCCAAAUCAGACAAGUUAUUCCUCUCGUGCCUAUGGCCAGUCUUCCUAUCAGACAGAUCUUGGUAUGCAACAGCAUAGCCACCAGGGCUUCCAUCCUUCCAGUCAACCCAUGCCUGGUCAAAGCCUUCCAUAUCCAACUAGUUCCUUCCAACCUGGUCACCCUUACCAACAACAAGCUGACAUUCUUACGGUUCACCAAAGACCCCGGCAGACAUCUUUGGCAGAUCUAGAGCAAAAACACCCCACAAACUAUGAAGUGAUCAGUAACCCUGCAGUGUCAGUGGCCACAUCUACUCCUGACACCAGCUAUGGCUCUAUGUACAGCAAUGCUUAUGGACAAUACCGCCCUCCUGAGCCCGGUCUGGUUCACUCCAAUGAAAAUCCAAUAAACACAUAUGCCACGGAUGGGAUGUACACUGCCAAUCUGGAGCAGAAUAUCCCUAGAAACUAUGUUAUGAUAGAUGACAUAAGUGAACUGACAAAAGACAAUACUGGACAAACUGCUGAUGCCCUUGGACAUCCUGCAGGUGUACGUUAUCGCAAUGAGAAUGGUCCUGUGCAUGGUUCUGCUUAUGGAAGGCCAGAAGAGGAGACUUUGGAUGCUUAUGGCAGGCCAACAGGCACCACUGGUUACCAAAGCACUGCGGACAGUCGCACAAGUACAACAGUGAGUGGGAGCUCCUCCUAUUACUAUGAUGACUAUACUAAACAUGGAACAAGAAGUGGCUCUGGAAGCCAUAAAAGUACACCUAAGAAUCUUACCCCUGGAGUAUCUUCUAAAAGAAGUAAGCAUAGAAAACAAGGAAUGGAGCAGAAGAUAUCAAAAUUUUCCCCUAUAGAAGAAGCACGAGAUGUUGAAUCUGAUCUAGCCUCCUACACAAUGACAACAUCAACAGGAGGCAGCUGUACAGUAGUAACCAGGUCCAAGAAAGGGCAGGAAGAUGCUUCUUAUGGGAAAAGGCAUUCCUAUGAUCAGCAGAAAUACUAUGGAACAAGUCGAGAGGGACUGGAGGAGGAGGAUCACAUGUACACUGCUGGCAGAUCAAGAUCAACUGGAUAUGGCAUGGACAAGAUUUCAUCUAGAGAUAGCACAGGCCACAGAAGCAAAUCCUAUGAAAGAGAUGCAAUGGAGCGCUCUCAAAGAAGCAGUCGUAGUGGAAGACCUCCAAUGCGCAACCAAAAUUCAGAAGAGGAAAGUCCUCUUAGUCCUGUAGGGAAACCUGUUGGCAUCGGCCGCAGCUCUGCUGCAGCUGAUGCUUAUGAUGCCAGGAACCAGUAUGGCUCAAGUCAUUCACUGCCAGACGUUCAAGACCAUCACAAAAAGGAUCUUCCCAGAAGUCAUGUCUAUAAACCUGAUGAUCCUUAUCUUGUAGAUGACAUGCACUGUGCAGUUUCUGACAGUGAAGCCUAUCAUUUGGGUCAAGAGGAGACAGACUGGUUUGAGAAACCACGGGAAGCACGCUCAAAACAUCAUGGCAGUAGUGGACAUUCAUCCACAGGUAGGCGCAGUAAGCACACCUACCAUGACUACGAUGAGCCCCCUGAGGAGUACGGUCCAGAUGAAUACAACCAACAGCGCCACACAUCUUCACGGGAACAUCGUCACCACGGCAGCAGUUCUGGGAGACACAGUUCAUCCCGGCACUCUUCUGAGGAUCCCAGGUCAUCUCGUUCUUCCCGGACACACUCCAAAGAUCCAUCCACGCGCUCUGACGGCAGGACCUCUUCAGGGGUGCAGAGGAGGGCCCACCCAGACUCCCGUACUACUACGGGAAGCCCAAGAAACUCAGGUGACUUUUCACGAGAUUCACCCACAGGACAUCAUCAUGGAAGGGGUCAAAGAACACAAGGAGAUCGCCCACCAUCCAGGAGACAAGACCCCAACACACCAGGGCCCAAAGAUCAGCAUCCACAGCAGCAGACAGCUCCAGGUCAACAGCGGGCUGGAGCGCAGGUUGGACGACAUCCUGGAUCUGAAUCAACAGAUGGCACACAGCCGUCGCAGCAGAGCACCCAACAGCAGCAACAGCAACAGCAGCAGCAGCCGCCAGUGCAGCAGGGACAGACAACAACUGCUCCAGGACCAGGAGGAGCACAACAACCCAAACCUGCACCAGCCUCAGCACAAGGGAGGCAACCUGGCACUGGAUUGGCAACAGGACCACCAGUUCCCACUGUUACAAAAAUGGAUCCUGCUCCCCCACCGAGUGGAAUAGGAUCUAAAGCCAUGAUGGGCCCACCUGCGCCACAGCCAACCAAGAUAGCUACACCUCCUUUGACGGGCAUUGGCUCCAAAGCUACUCCGGUCGGCAUUGGCAGUAAACCUGGAGGUAUCGGCACUGCUGCAGCAGGACAAGCCCCAGCCGAAGGAGAAAAUGUCCUGACUAAAAUCCUGCAAGGAGGGGCAGCAGAGCAGGCUGGGAAACUAGGGGAUGCUCUGUCUGGCCUUGGAAAGAAGUUCACUUCAUUCUGGUGA
Molecule: messenger RNA, 11112 nt
Organism: Boleophthalmus pectinirostris (great blue-spotted mudskipper)
Lineage: Eukaryota; Metazoa; Chordata; Actinopteri; Gobiiformes; Gobiidae
Gene: bsnb
Product: bassoon (presynaptic cytomatrix protein) b
Biological process (GO): protein localization to synapse; presynaptic active zone assembly
Cellular component (GO): GABA-ergic synapse; cytoskeleton of presynaptic active zone; axon
Molecular function (GO): metal ion binding; structural constituent of presynaptic active zone
Source: RefSeq, a predicted model, not a curated record